AGUUUCCGGGUCUGAUAGGGUUGUGAAACUUUUGAAGUCGCCCUUUGUUUUCUGUUUGGGCUGUAUUUCUCUGGUUAGUUGCUGAGAUGAAUCGUUUGUUCGGUAAAUCGAAGCCUAAGGCGCCACCUCCGAAUUUGACGGACUGUAUUGGCACGGUGGACAGCAGAGCAGAAUCGAUCGAUAAGAAAAUUUCUAGACUUGAUGCAGAGUUGGUGAAGUAUAAAGAUCAAAUGAAGAAAAUGAGAGAGGGGCCUGCAAAGAAUAUGGUAAAGCAGAAAGCCCUGAGAGUAUUAAAACAGAAGCGAAUGUAUGAAAACCAACGGGAUAAUCUUGCCCAGCAAUCUUUCAAUAUGGAACAAGCCAACUAUACAAUCCAGUCCCUAAAAGAUACAAAAACAACGGUUGACGCUAUGAAGCUAGGAGUGAAAGAAAUGAAAAAAGCUUACAAGGAAGUAAAAAUUGAUCAAAUUGAGGACCUGCAAGAUCAGUUGGAAGAUAUGAUGGAAGAUGCUGGUGAAAUUCAAGAAGCAUUGGGUCGUAGUUAUGGAACCCCAGAGAUAGAUGAAGAUGACUUGGAGGCAGAACUAGAAGCACUAGGUGAUGAACUUCUAGCUGAUGAAGACAGCUCCUAUCUUGAUGAAGCUGCAAGUGUUCCAUCAAUUCCAGAGGGCAUGCCAACUGAAGUGAAAAACAAAGAUGGGGUACUGGUGGAUGAAUUUGGACUCCCACAGAUACCUGCAACAUAAUUAUGAAGUUCAAAAGGAACGUUUUUUCAUAUACAUUUCUGAGCAAAAACAAUUGUGGGGGCUGAAUCUAUACUUUUGCAAUAUCACGUAAAUAACACUAUGUUGUGAAAUAAAGAAUGAAUGAUGUUUUUAGAAAAUAUAUAGCACUAUAGAUUUUUUAUUAAUACUAAGAAAUUAACAUUACUUUUCUUUCUGUAUCAUAUAUUCAGAGUUUUAAACUUUGGUUUUACUGUUUGUGUAAAAGUAGUACAUAAAAAUAUUUAUAUUUGUAUAGAUUAUUGUGCUUCUGUUUUUGAAUUUGCCACCCCAUUUAAAUGUAGGUGAUUGCACUGUAUAAUCCAUUUUGACAUAUGCUGAUUAUUACAAAGAGCAAAUCGA
Ahaetulla prasina is the source of this 1124-nucleotide messenger RNA. RefSeq names its product charged multivesicular body protein 5 (gene CHMP5). The coding region runs from base 87 to 746 and encodes 219 amino acids. The transcript is spliced from 8 exons. NCBI's taxonomy places the organism in Eukaryota, Metazoa, Chordata, Lepidosauria, Squamata, Colubridae. Gene Ontology annotation, biological process: late endosome to vacuole transport via multivesicular body sorting pathway; vesicle budding from membrane. Gene Ontology annotation, cellular component: multivesicular body. The record is from RefSeq and is a predicted model, not a curated record.